GUUUGAAGACCCCUGUGUUAUAUAUUUAUACAUAUAUUCGUGGUUUCCUUUUAAUGUUGGAAGCCACCCAGCGUCUCCUGGGUGGUAAGAUGGCUGACAAGCAAAUUUAAUAAAUAAAUAAAACAAAUAAGCAUAAAGCAAAUGCAUCAAAUUUGUAAACCGUUUCCAGAUUUCAGACCAUUCAAGAUCCAUGUGGUAUAUCAAGCAUGGCUUACAUUUAUGAGUUUUGUUUUUUUUUUAAGAAUGACUGUUGUAAUUUUUUUUUAAAAAAAAUAACAAUUAAAAAAAUAACUACAAAAGGGUGGUUGGGCUGGGUCAAAUAGCAUGUUCCUUCUUUUAACUCACAGAUCCAAUUUUUCUCCAGAACAGCAAGGGAGAGGCCAAAGACCCAUUGUUGGGAUUUGUGGACCGGCCAGCUGUAAGGAAGGAAAAUUAUCUGAACAAGAGGAAUGCAUUAACUGCACCGAUGAAUGCCGAGUGCUUGGCCAUUCUGACAGAUGUUGGAUGCCCCAGUUCCCUGCCUCUAACCAAGCGGACAACGCCGACUACCGAACAAAUCUCUUUGUGCCCACGGUGGAAGCUAAUGUCGAGACUGAGACUUACGAAACUGUGAACCCUACGGGGAAAAAGACCUUUUGUACAUUUGGGAAGGACAAGCGAGAGCACACCAUUCUCAUUGCCAAUGUGAAACCUUAUCUCAAAGCCAAACGUGCCCUGAGCCCUCUCCUCCAGGAGGUCCCCUCAGCAUCAAGCAGCCCAACCAAGACCUGCAUCGAGCCUUCGACGAAAGGACCCCUGGAUGGUUGUGAAGUCAAAACGGGGGCCUUGGCUGAACCCAACAGUCAGUACCUGUCACCUAGCAAACAGUCCAGAGACGCUGCCUACAUGGCGUCUGAUCAGAUGGCCAGGGUCUUUGCCGAGGUGCAUUCCCGGGUCAGCCGAGACUCCGCUGAUAUGGACUCUGUCUUGGAACAGAUAGACCGUUCGAACAGGGAACUAGGGAGAGAGUCCGUAGACGCGGAGGAAGUGGUGCGGGAGAUCGACAAGCUUUUGCAGGACUGUCGGGCAAACGACCCCAUGGCUGUGAGAAAAUGAAGCAAAACAGAAACAAAAAACAAAAAAGACAGUCUGGCAUUGAUUUGCUUCUUCUGCUGAAUUAUAUAUUUAAAAAAAGAAAAAAAAAAA
Messenger RNA from Crotalus tigris (Tiger rattlesnake), 1185 nucleotides. Its product is annotated as protocadherin-17-like. NCBI's taxonomy places the organism in Eukaryota, Metazoa, Chordata, Lepidosauria, Squamata, Viperidae. The transcript is spliced from 2 exons. The record is from RefSeq and is a predicted model, not a curated record. Bases 325 to 1095 code for a protein of 256 amino acids.